This is a messenger RNA of Guyanagaster necrorhizus, 1081 nucleotides long. RefSeq lists its product as uncharacterized. The transcript has 2 exons. Lineage: Eukaryota; Fungi; Basidiomycota; Agaricomycetes; Agaricales; Physalacriaceae. Bases 377 to 943 code for a protein of 188 amino acids. The record is from RefSeq and is a predicted model, not a curated record.
AUGAUAUCAACCUCGCCGCAUCAUACACCUUCUCUCUCCCCAUCCAAGGUAGACGUUUUGGUUACCCGAACAGUACCACCGCCACCACACGGAUCACUCCCCCUCCCUCAGCCCCCCAUCCCAUCCAACGGAGUCAUGAUUCUACUCGCAACCCCCCCUUCUUCUUCCCACCCUUUACCCUCUUUUGCAACCUCCCACCACGAUCGUCGUAUGACUCACCCAACCCUCUUCAAUGAAAUUCUCGUCGAUCCGGCUUUUGAUUCCAUGCGUUUUACACGAGGCCAGGACUCCCUGGUUCACCGGGUAACUUACUUCACCUAGCCCUACGCCACCAAUUCUCUAUUCUAUUCUAUUCUAUUCCGCUCCGGGAUCUUCCAUGUCAUGGCUUUCUAUUCUAUUCCCCCCAGUGGAUGCAUCAACCCUGGCCCUGGGUCCUUUCCCCAUACGUUCAGGCAUCUCGUCGGGAUUUUCCCUUCAAUUGCCGUGGGACCUUUCUCUCCCCUCCGCUUCUUUCCAUCAUGACUCAUCCCUAUAUACACGCAGAAUUCCCUGGCACCACGGGAUUUCUUUCACCACACCUUCAAUCCUGACCCUGACGGGAUACACAUCCCUCGCUCUGUACUGUACUCACCGUGCGCGUGCGCAUAAAGCGGGUUACCCCCCCCCCCACCCAUCCCCAUGCGCAAAUCCUCAGCCUUCCCAUACGGAUCCCCAUCUCACCCUCGCCCGCCGUCUUUCUUACGCCCUACAGCCGCCUCCCUCCAUUAAUCACUCCGCUACCCUCCUCGGCACCUCUAAAACUUUCUUUUUUCGGGGGCCCAGACAUGGGACAUGGGACAUAGGGUAUUUGAGCGCAGAGGAGGCGGGUAUUGAACGCCCAACGGGAAAUCGCCUUUUUAUUUUAUUUUUCUUUUCUCGCAAAUUGAUAAGGAAGAACGAGUAGCAAUUUAAGCGCGUACUGAGCGUUCCCCCCCCACCCCACCCCAUGACAUUGCCCGCGAUGGCCUCCCGCAAAUUGAUAAGGACGAACGAGUAGCAAUUCAAGCGCGUAUAUGACGGGCUUUUUUAAAUCUAUUUUUCU